Striga asiatica is the source of this 2894-nucleotide messenger RNA. The record is from the annotation of a GenBank genome assembly. NCBI's taxonomy places the organism in Eukaryota, Viridiplantae, Streptophyta, Magnoliopsida, Lamiales, Orobanchaceae.
AAAUAUGGUAAUAUUUUAUGUGAAAGAGAUUAUUAAGUUUAUUUAUCGAAAAACAAUUACUGUGAUAUUAAAAUGGGAUUGAGAAUAAUAAAUUAAUAAUGAAUUGCAUAACGUGGAGCACGCGCCCAUCACCUCCGUACAAACGAAACAAAGGCAGCCAUACGAAAGAAGAACACAAAAACACUCGUCAAGCUCAAACCCUAUCGUCUUCCUUUCCAUUCCCGUCUCUCCCCUCUCCUCCCAACCUUAAUCCAUAUUUCCAGCUUUCAACUAAUCAGAUGAUUUAGAUGGGUUUGGGCUCGUUAUCAAUUUAGGGGACUAUGUUUUCUCGAAUAUCAGCUGCUUUUGGUGAUGACCUGUUCUAGAAUCAAAGCUGCAGACUCGCUGCACAUGAUCGAAUAAGGUUUGUCGAGGCAAUUAUGGAAGGGUCUGCACCGACGUAUUCGUCGGCUUCGGCUGAGGACGGUCCUGAGUCGUGGGAGGUUGCUGAUGUGGAGGCUAGCAUGCGCCGCCUCAUGCUUUCCUCCAGGAAAGAUUCAUUUACCAGCAGUAAUAAGCAAGACGAGAUAUCUGAGGUCUCCGGUUCGGGUUCUGUGCCGGACUCGAUUUCAAAUUCGGAUUUGGGCAUGUCGGAAGAUCUGAUUAGCACAGUGGAUCAGUUUCUGCGGGAAGCUAUACAGAAUCCUCGGGAGCGCUUAUCUGUGCUACGAAUGGAGCAGGAUGUGGAGAAGUUCAUUCAGGAUCCUACUUGCGAACAGAUGGAGUUUCAACAGCUUCCUACUUCUUACUUGCGCUUGGCCGCACAUCGUGUGGCACAGCACUACUCCUUGCAAUCCAUGGUUUUAUUGGAUAAUAACCUUCCCGAUGGGUCUGGUUCUCGGAUAAUUGUUCGAAAGGCGUCAAACAUCCGGAUUCCUAUGGUUCGUCUUGCCGACAUUCCUGUUAAUUUACCUACUGAAGAGAGUAGUGAUGUAAAGCUUGCAAUCAAGCAGAGGCCACAAAAGGGGUCUCACAGUAAUAGUAAUUCAAAUGCAAAUCCUGCAAAAUCAAACAGUUCCAAAAGUGUGGAGGAAAGGAAGGCGGAAUACAAUAGGGCUCGAGCAAGGAUUUUUAGUUCCAACAGUUCUACUGGGAGUUCCAGUGGGAAAUCUCUGAGUGAUCCUAAGAAUCAGGAUAGUGUUCGACAUAGUUCAUUAGGAAUAACAAAGGCAGAAGAGAGAGUAUCUCCAAGUGGUGGAUCUAAUAUUGUCAUAGGAAGAAGUUUCUCUGAUUCUGCUACAUCUGGCAGUAAUUUAUCUAGAACUAGGAUAGAUAAGGAGCCUGUUACAAGACCGAAGACAAAUAAUAAGGUCGCUAUCUUUCGGGAUCGUGAAGUUGAUCGUAAAGAUCCUGACUACGACAGAAACUACGACAGAUACAUGCAGAGGUUUGAUCCUGGCUUCGGAUUUAGUGGAGGUGUAUACCCUAUUCAGCCCAUGUAUGCACCUGCAAUAAACUACAACACUGAAUUCCCACAGCUUGGAGCAAGUCAUAGGCCGCCUCUUUCCUCAGAACACCAACCUCGGCCUCUUCCUCAACAUCUUCCUGGGCCAUGGGUUGCUCCCUUCUCUCCUGGUGGUAUUGGUUAUGGUUCAACUGAAGCCAUGUUGUCUCCAUUUAAUACUGGUAAUGGUGGUCAACACUCAAACUCUAGUCUCUACAUCCACCCUGCUCAGUAUCCUUCUCAAACAACUGGAUUACCAUUUAUUCAUACUCUUCAACCAAUCCACCAACCCUUUUCACAGGUGAUUUCCAAGGCUGGCAGUGAUACUUCUGGCUAUUGGCUGCAUUCGCAGAAUGCUAACUUUUUCAUGACAAGGAAACUUUCUCAUCAGCAGCAACCUGAUGCAAGCUUUGGACUAGCCCGACCCCGCACCGCUGCUCAUAUCCGAGAAGCCGCCGGUCAGAACCCAUCGUGGCGACCUAUAAAGAGGCGAGAUCCAAAAUGGGCUGACCCGCCGACUCACCCGGGAAGAGGAAGCCGCCCAUCCAACGAGCCUUCGAACGCCGGCCGCACGACCCAGAGAAUUCACCACCCCGAUGGCCCGGAGGCCCCUGCUGGAGGAAGGCAAACUGGUUCUGGUAUCUGUCUGCGAUCCAUGGCGAACGUGCCCCCUGUGGUUUUCCCCACCGGCAGGAAUGCUGCCGCGCCAUCCCCUGGCGGCUCCCAGCAGCGCCGCUUCCCCACCGCUCCCUUUCAACCCCCGAGAGCAUCAAGCCCCGGCCUCCCUUUCCUCUCGUUCGACGUUAAUUCCGCCGCCCCAUCCACCUCAUUCUCCGCCGCUCCGCAGUUCCCCUCCACCAUCGGCGGCGGCGGGGGCUCCAUCGGAUUCGAGGACGAGCCGCCGCUCCUCGAAGAACUCGGCAUCAACACCAAGCAAAUCUACCAAAAAACCCUCUCGAUUGUCAACCCUUUCAGAAUCAGUUAUCACCUCCACGAGGACGCCGAUCUCUCUGGACCUUUUCUCUUCCUCAUGGCUUUCGGUUUGUUCCAGCUCCUCGCCGGAAAGCUUCAUUUCGGAAUUAUCCUGGGAUGGGUGACUAUGGCGUCCAUGUUUCUAUAUGUUGUCUUCAAUAUGCUCGCCGGCAGGAACGGGAAUCUGGAUAUGUACAAAUGUCUCAGCUUGAUUGGUUACUGUAUGCUACCGAUUGUGAUGCUGUCUGCGAGUUCUCUGUUCUUGCCGCAAGGUGGGAUGGUGAUCAUGGUGAUAACAGGGCUGUUUGUGAUCUGGUCCACACGUGUCUGCACGGGAUUGGUGGUGGAGCUGGCUAACUGUGGUGUGGAGCACAGGGGACUAAUCACGUACGCUUGCUUCUUGAUUUACAUGCUUUUCUCGUUGCUUGUGAUAUUUUAG